Molecule: messenger RNA, 1516 nt
Organism: Lagopus muta (rock ptarmigan)
Lineage: Eukaryota; Metazoa; Chordata; Aves; Galliformes; Phasianidae
Gene: BCCIP
Product: BRCA2 and CDKN1A interacting protein
Exons: 7
Coding region: 46-798 (250 amino acids)
Cellular component (GO): nucleus
Source: RefSeq, a predicted model, not a curated record
UCCGCGCGUCCUUCCGGCUCCGCCGCGCAUGCGCACAGCGGCAACAUGGCCACGCCGGCUAAACGCAGAGCGCGGCCUGCAGCUCCGGAACGAGAUUCGGAAUCGGAUUCGGAGCCGGAAUCGGGCGACUCAGAGUCCGAGGAGGACGAGCAGGUCGACGAGGAAGUGAACGUUGAAUUCGAAGCGCAUUCGAUAUCAGACAACGACUACAACGGGAUAAAGAAGCUGCUGCAGCAGUUGUUUCUAAAAGCUCCUGUUAACACUGCUGAGUUAACUGAUAUCUUAAUACAACAGAAUCACGUUGGAAGUGUUAUCAAGCAAGCAGAAAUCCAAGAAGACAGCAGUGAUGAUGAUGAUGAUGAUGAUGAUGAUGAAGUCUUUGGUUUUAUAAGCUUCUUAAACUUAACUGAAAGGAAGGGUACACAGUGUGCUGAACAAAUCAAAGAGCUGAUUCUGAGUCGGUGUGAGAAGAGCUGUGAACAGCAUGUAGUUGAGCAGCUGGAUAAGCUCCUGAAAGAUGAUACUAAGCCUGUGGGUCUGCUUCUGAGUGAAAGAUUCAUUAAUGUGCCACCACAAAUUGCUUUGCCCAUGCACCAGCAGCUCCAGAAAGAAUUAAAGGAGGCACAGAGAACAAACAAACCUUGUGGAAAGUGUCACUAUUACCUUCUUAUCAGCAAGACCUUUACAGAAGCCACAAAGAAUUCUAAGAAGAAGGAAGGGAGAAAUCGGCAAAAGGAGGAAUUAAUGUUUGCAAAUGCAGAGGAGGAGUUCUUUUAUGAGGCCAGGACACAGAACUGAAAUCAGACUGGUAGUGCUGCCCAUCAUCAUAUGCUGUUAAAGCACAGUUUCUCUUGGACCUUUCCAGCAUUCAGCAUUACUGAACACGGAGCAGUCCCACGCCUUGCAUCACAGAGGCACUGUGAGCAGAGAAGCUGUACUUCCUUCUUGAAGAGUCCCUGGCAACCUUUUCUUUCUUUUUUUUGUUUGUUUUUAAGCAUUUUCCAUCGUUUACAGACAGUUUUUAGAUGAACUGGCCUGACAAUAUGGGUCCUGUUAUCUUUAGUUUUUAUUUAGUAUACACAAAUCUACCAUUCUAAGUUGAGUGAACCUGACCAAGAUGCAUGAGCACAGGUGAAUGUUCUGAAGACAGCCUGUCUGCUGUACUUUUCUUCCCUUUAGCCUUUAUUCGUGAGCUAUAAAGCCUAGUGAUUGUUAGGCUGUGUUUGUGUCAUGUCACGCCUUAAACCUGGGUUAUGUGCACUUGGAGGAGGAAGCAUCUUUCUGGUUUUGUACAGUGGCACUUAAAUGACAAGUGUAGUCAGCUGCUUACAUAUCCAUGUUGGGUAAGGUAGGCUGUCCUCCUCAGUUACUUGUAAUUAUUUAAUAAACCAGUGUUGUAUUUGCAGUGGCAGCUAUCUUAGGUGACUCUUCUUGCAAAUUGACAGUUCUAAAAAGAAUCAUUCAAAAAGUGCUCAUGAAUCAAAGGCCAACAAUGACUGUUCCAUUAAAAAAAAAA